AUGCUCAAUGACGAAGCACAAAUUGCCUCGCCGUCGUUAGUCGGCGUUGCCCUGACGGAAUGGGGUAGCAUCCCACCAACCAAAUAUCGUACCAUCCAACGCACCCUCCUGAUGAUCACCAUCACGAAUGCCACCCCCUUCCCUGGGCAGGAGAGCCGAGCUGCCGUCGCAGGCGCAACCCGAAUGCCCAACUCAAAGCCCCCUCCACCCGAACUCGCCCUUGGACCUAGCGCACCACAAGGCCACCGCAUCCCCAUCAGUGGCCUGUCAAAAGGUCGAUACGUUUAG
Messenger RNA from Chaetomium globosum CBS 148.51, 288 nucleotides. RefSeq lists its product as uncharacterized. The coding region runs from base 1 to 288 and encodes 95 amino acids. The transcript is spliced from 2 exons. Lineage: Eukaryota; Fungi; Ascomycota; Sordariomycetes; Sordariales; Chaetomiaceae. The record is from RefSeq and is a predicted model, not a curated record.